This is a messenger RNA of Lonchura striata (white-rumped munia), 3652 nucleotides long. The record is from RefSeq and is a predicted model, not a curated record. NCBI's taxonomy places the organism in Eukaryota, Metazoa, Chordata, Aves, Passeriformes, Estrildidae.
UUACUUGAUUUUUUAAUUCUUUCAAGAUUCUGUUUAGUCUAAGCCAGGUUGUUGUCUCCCUCGCACCCCCUUGUCCUCAGGACAAGACUCGUGUGUGAUUUUAUGAGACUGCACCCUGCAAAUCUCCAGAGUGGGCUCACUUGGAGCCAGCAGCGCGCAGUAAAUAAAGACACCGGCUGCUCCAGCCUGCUGCAGGAAAAAGGACAGGAGUAAAUAAAUAGAUGGAUGUGCCAGCAGCGCUGUGCUGGCAGGCGUCGUCCAAAGAGGCGAAGCUCAGAAUUUACCCUGCUCUGGUAUCCUCAGCUACACAGAACAGGCCAGAACAGAGCAGGGACAAUGCUCUCAGCACCCCUGGGGCACCACAGGCUCUGAAAUCAAGCUCACGCGAAGAGCAGUGAGCUUUGAGGAGGUGCCGCCCGCGUGGGGAAAGAAGACUGAUUAUAAAAGCACAGAGAAGAGUGAUGUGGGGAAAAAGCCGUGGUGUUCACGCUGUGGUAAAAGUGUUGUGUGGUGGGGCUCGAAGCGCUCGCUGCUGAGUGCUGACUGCACACGGGCUCGCACUCGCACGCGAGCGUGCAAAAGACACCAACACACACCAGGACGUUUCUACAGAGUGCUUUCUUUCAUCUAUUUUUGCUAUGCCUUGUUUGUAUCGUAUUUAAAUUAGCGACCUUACCGAGAAAGAAAUUAUUUAUUCAACGUAUGCAUUAGUUUUUGCCUCCUGAAAGUCCAGCCCUGGUCUGAAGCCUGUUGCGUUGUGCCAGUGGAGUUCCGCAGCGCUGGGAGCGCACGCAGCCAGUUAGACAGACGAGUGACAAAAGCACCCAAAAUGCAGUGACGCCUGUCCCGGCCGAGAGCGGCCAGAGGCAGGGGAGUGAAGGAUCCACCCCUCAGCCCGCUCUGCUUCCAGGGAUUGCGGCUGCUGUCCACGGCAGCCCCCAGCAGAAGCUGUAGCUUGGGGAAGUGGCUUCCCUUGGAAGGAGGACGGGGUUCUGAGCAGCUGGCAGCGGGAUUUUCCCAAGCACAAGCUUUCCCACGUAGCAAUCCUUCCGGAAAUCCUGGAAAAGCAGUCCCUAGCAGAGCUGCGGGCCCUCAGGAGCAGCCCCGGGCUGGCUCUGGGCUGGUGGGACUUCACCCGCUCUGCAGCCAUUGUUUCCUGUUGGCAGCAGGUAACCUGUUCCGUUUAAGUCCAUUUCACUCUCUUUCAUCUUCUCCAGAAUUAUUUCUUUUUGAUACAUAGAAUUUUAAGAUGCAUAGAUUGAUGUUCAGUUUUCCUUCAGGUACAAUUAAUCCUUGGACUAAUUACAACCACUAAUCUUGCUGGCUAGUAAGGAACCAGUUUCCUUUUUCAUAUUCUACUUAACAUGAUUUUUUUUCUGUUGGCUGCUUUAUUCAAAAUAAUAACCUAACCUUACUGGUCUUUAUCUGUACAGAAAAUUCUCUUAGGCAGUGUGCAAAGGGAAACAGGUGCCACCGGGAUGCAUUUUGUCAUGUUACACAGUGUAAGUUACAAAAAUACGUCACCUAAAGGACCACCUUUAGACUGUGGCUUGUCACACAGCCCCCGUGACUUGCCCUCCAAAUGAUUUUAUAAAAGACUGUCUUCCACGUCUCCCUGGGGUGUGCAGAACCCCUCUGAGAGGAUCAGGAACUUUGCUGAGGUCAGUCUUUCCCGGGAUUUGUCCAAUCCUUGCUCCUUAAAAUCAGCAGGAGCAGGGCUAAGCCUCUUGGCAGCAACCUGUACGGGUGUAAAGGUAUCUAGCGAAGCACAGCCUUUCUUCAUAAAAUACCUGUGGGUUUGUUCAGAUGUUGCACAGGUUUGUGUGUUCCUGAAGCCUCUGCCCAGGCAGGAGGAGACGAUUGAAAAGUUGUGUCUGAUGCAUUUUGAACGCCCCGGUGUGAGCGUGGCACGAGUUCUCGGUGACGUUUGCGGACGGCGGUGCAUCCUGAUCCGUCGUGUUCUUUUCCCAAGCUUCAAACCAAGUGACACUUCACCUGCAGAGUGGUGUGUGCCUGUGGUCGGCGUGUCUUCCUCUCGUACUGUUGUUUCCAGCACGCUGUUUUACGGGGAUAAAGUAACUCUGUCACACUCCUCCCGCGUAGCACCCGCCAAGACGGACGAUACACCUUUCAGUUUCCCGGUAGCAGCCCUCCGCGGCGACUGUUCCUGUGGGAGAGUGGGGAUCACUGUUGUACAGCUCCCACCCAGGUUUCAGUCCGGCUGACUGCCCGGCUGGUGCGGUGUGCUGGGGCAGAGCUGUCCCACUGCCAGCGCUGCCUGCGGGACAAACCGCUGUCCUUCCGCGUGGGGAUGGCAGGACUGACCUUGGGGAUGGCAUGGGGAUGGCAGGACUCACCCAUGGGGAUGGCAGGACUCGCUGUGGGGAUGGCAGGACUCACCCAUGGGGAUGGCAGGACUCACCGUGGGGAUGGCAGGACUGACCAUGGGGAUGGCAUGGGGAUGGCAGGACUCACCCUGGGGAUGGCAGGACUCACCGUGGGGAUGGCAGGACUCACCUUGGGGAUGGCAGGACUCACUGUGGGGAUGGCAGGACUCGCUGUGGGGAUGGCAGGACUCACCCUGGGGAUGGCAGGACUCACCGUGGGGAUGGCAGGAGUCACUGUGGGGAUGGCAGGACUCACCCUGGGGAUGGCAGGACUCACCCUGGGGAUGGCAGGACUGACCUUGGGGAUGGCAGGACUCACCCAUUGGGAUGGCAGGACUCACUGUGGGGAUGGCAGGACUCACCGUGGGGAUGGCAGGACUGACCCUGGGGAUGGCAGGACUGACCCUGGGGAUGGCAGGACUGACUGUGGGGAUGGCAGGACUCGCCGUGGGGAUGGCAGGACUCACUGUGGGGAUGGCAGGACUCACUGUGGGGAUGGCAGGACUCACUGUGGGGAUGGCAGGACUGACCCUGGGGAUGGCAGGACUGACUGUGGGGAUGGCAGGACUCACCUUGGGGAUGGCAGGACUCACUGUGGGGAUGGCAGGACUGACCCUGGGGAUGGCAGGACUCACUGUGGGGAUGGCAGGACUCACCCUGGGGAUGGCAGGACUCACCGUGGGGAUGGCAGGACUCACCCAUUGGGAUGGAGGACUCACCCUGGGGAUGGCAGGACUCACUGUGGGGAUGGCAGGACUGACCGUGGGGAUGGCAGGACUCGCCCUGGGGAUGGCAGGACUCACCUGGGGGAUGGCAGGACUCACCCUGGGGAUGGCAGGACUCGCCCCAGCACCAUGGGUUGUGCCUCCAGCUGGGCACGGAGCUUCUGUCACCACCCCGCGCCGCCUGCUCCUGCUCCCCACGCUCCACCUCUCCAGCCAGAUCCUUCCUAACGGGAAUAAAAAUACUCCCAGCACUAACGAUGGCGGCUUCGUCAACAAAACAGCAAAGCAGUUGUUUAUACCUUAAAUAUACCUGACCUUAUGCAAACCGAUGUGAGCCUGCCGCGGCGCCUGUGAGAGCAGCUCCAGCCUGAUGUGUGCGGGGUUGGCUGUGCCUGGGAGGGUCACUGCUCGGCUGAAACUAAAGCUGUAUGUAAAAUGUGAAGUGGUUGGGGUUUCUUCCUACUUUAUAACGUUGUAACUCUAUUGAAAUGUGUGUUCUAGUCUUCUAUUUUCUUAGUAAAAUGCAUUCCCUUUGCCUAA